AUGUAUGAAUAUACUUCGAGACUUGCUUUCUCUCUUAAUUUAAUUGCCAAUAAAUAAAAGUAAAGUUAAUAUAUAAAUUAGAGAAAUAAUUGAUGAAUUUGUAACUGAUUCUAUGUUUGCUGUAAGCUUGGAUGAAAGAACAAGACAGUUUAAUCUUGAAUUUAAGAAUAAAACUUUUGAAAAUCUCAAAAAUAUUAAAGAUUCUGAAUAAAUUAGAUAAUUUUUAAGAACAUCAUAUGUCUUAAAUAAUAUGAAUGAGAGUCAGAGAAUUAAUGAAAAAGUUUUAUCUAAAUUGUAAAAACUUGAAGAAUUCUGUUUCAAGAAAAUAAAAACUUCUGAAAGUUAUAUGAAUGCUGAAAACCAAGAUUAUGAGAUUGACAUUAUUUAAUAAGACAAGAUUAAUGAAAAACAUAAAAAGAUGAAACUUAUUGUUAAAUUAUUUAAUUUUGGAAAACCUAUUUUAAUUGUUAUUAUAAAAACUGAAUAAGUACAUAAUUUAAUAGAAUCAUAUGAAAAAGAUAUUUUAGAAUAUCAAUAAUCAAUUGUUAAUUAUUCAUAAGAAAUUCUUAAUAGAUAAGCUAAUAUCAAUUUAGAAAUUAAAACAAUUAAAUAACGCUUCUCUAAAAAUAUUUAAGAUUAAAUGUUCUUAAAAAUUUAAUGCCUCAAUUUAUAAAUUAUGAAUUAUGUAAGGAACUAUUUAAUAUACUUUCAAUAAGAUAAAAUACCAUAAAUUUCUUAGAUUUAAUAUAUUUCUAAUUUAUUUAUAUAUCUUGAUACAAUAUAAUAGUAUUUAUCUACUAUUGCAGAAUAUUAUUCUGUUAAAUUUAUAAUGUAACAUCAAAUGGAGGCUUCAUUUUCUCUCAACAUCAAUAUUAAAUUCUUAACCUAAAUUUCAAUUAAUUUAUUUUAAUAAAUUUUGAUGCAUUCUAUGAAGAAUUAAGUGAUAAGUUUAAACAUUACUGAAGAAUUAUAAACAUAAACAAAAAGAUAUACAUAUUAAAAAAUUGAAACAAAAAAGAAAGUUGAAGAAUGUUAAACAUAAUCAAAAUAAUUAAUUGACUUAAGAUUGAUUUCGUUUACGUUUACUUUCUAUUCCCUACAUUAUGUUAAUUUAUAAAAACUUUAAUCCUUUUAAAUGGAAAUGAAAAAUGAUAUUAAUAAUUUUAACCAUAUACCAGAAUAUGUAACAUGCUAUCUUUUGGAUUAAAUGGGACCAAAUAAUUUUGUAUAAAUUAAUUAAACAGAAAUAAUAGAUUCUGAUGGAAAAACAUUUUAUCAAAAUAGAUUGAAAUUUCUAAUAUAUUCAGAUUAAUCUUAAUUAGAACCUUCAUUUUUUAAGCAAAUUCCAGUUUUAUCAAAAAAAUUUUGA
Molecule: messenger RNA, 1369 nt
Organism: Paramecium pentaurelia
Lineage: Eukaryota; Ciliophora; Oligohymenophorea; Peniculida; Parameciidae
Source: the annotation of a GenBank genome assembly